GAGAGAGAGAGGGGAAGUGAAGCCUUCAGGCUUUAAACUGCCCCUUGACUCCACUCACAUCCGAUUAGAGGUCCAGAGGACGACUGCAUGGAAACAGAGUGAACAUCUUCUUGUUAAUGUGGGAUGGAUUUCGUCAACUCCACCCCUCUGACCAGCAACCGAUCAGACUUCAGCAGUGUCUUUACCCAUCAGGUGCUGCCUCCGCUUUACUUUGUGAUCUGUGUUGUGGGCCUGUGCCUGAAUGGGGUUUCCGCCUGGAUCUUCUUCAGAGUGCCCAGUGACUCCGGUCUGGUGGUCUACCUGAAGAACAUGGUGGUGGCUGACCUCCUCAUGCUCGCCACCUUCCCCUUCAAGCUGGCCACUCAGCUGGGUCUGGGAGGCUGGCGCCUCCAUGUGGUCAUCUGUCGCUACACUGCCGUGCUCUUCUACUCCUCCAUGUAUGUGGGUAUCGUCUUCAUGGGCCUCAUCAGCCUUGAGCGCUAUGUCAAGAUUUUCCGUCACACCUCCUCGCCCUCCUCAUCCUCCUGCAGGUCCAGGUUGGGUGGCGUGUCUGCACUGCACCUCCUGCAGAGUGUUGUGUUUGCUCGGGUGCUGGCGUUCCUCACCUGGAGCCUGCUCCUCCUCUGUGUGCUGCCCAACGUUGUGCUGACCAGCCAACCAGCCAAUGAGGAGAACUCCCGCCACUGCAUGAACCUCAAGACACCACUAGGUAAGCAGUGGCACAAGUGGUCUACAUUCUUCAAUGUGUCCCUGUUCUGGGUGACACUGGUGGUCCUUGCCUUCUGCUACACCUCCAUCGCCCACAGGGUUUACCAGUCGUACCGCCGCGUGAGGCGCAACAACAGCGACGUCUGCCGCAAAUCCAACCGCAGCAUCUUCAGCAUCCUGGUGGUGUUCUUUGUCUGCUUUGUGCCGUACCAUGUCUGCCGACUGCCAUACACCCUAAGCCAGAUGUCAGGAUCGAGCUUCACUUGGUACACUCGCUUCCUGCUGUUUCAGCUGAAGGAGGGGACACUCUUCCUGUCUGCCCUCAACGUCUGCCUCGACCCCAUAAUCUACGUCCUGAUGUGUCGUACGUUCAGGGAGUCACUGCUGAAGAAACUGCCGGGGGGAGAGAGGAGGCCAUCCCUGACCACUGGCCACAGUCUGAGCAACAUUUAGGAGAGAGGAGACAAGAAACAAGAGAGGAGGAAGUCCUUGACCACCACCUAGGGUCUCAGCAACAUUUAGGAGAGAAGAGACAAGGAAAUUCAAGUUUUUUUUUAACCACAGUCAUUGCUUAUGUCUUCGUCCUUUUACGAAGUGUAGACAUUCAGACUUUGGGCUGACAGUGAUUUCUUACUGUGGAGAGGAGAAGUCAGCAGUGAAUGUUUCAAAAGUCGUACAGGAAGUUGUCAGGAAGUUAAUUUCAUCGUUUAUCUGACUCACAUUCACCAAAAACACAUAAGAACACCAUCAAGUGCCAUAUCUGCAUCAUUCACAAAAAAUGUGGAAAAUGUAUACACAUAUAAUGUUUAAUUUUGUUUAUAUUGUUUAGAUGUUUACUGUGCAAGGGGGUGUGGCGGUGUUUUAUUUAUUGAAACAAUGAAAAUAGGAGGAAAAUAAAAGUUAAAAGGGAGGCUGAUGCCAAAGUCUGACCUUUGCUGAUGUGGAAGUGAAAGUGGACAGUGAUGACUGCGCAUCAAACCUGUGGUGUCCACUUCUUCUCCUGCCUCAUGCCGCUGUAGUAGCCAUUUUCUGCAGCCAGCUGGUUUGGUUUUGUGGCUGUGAGAGAUCACAUGAUUUGCUUUUGUCUCCACAGCUUCAGGCUUAAAUGACGCACCGAACAGGCAAGAUUUUGCAGAAUAAUCAACCUUGAUUUUUACCUGGACUAGAGACCUCACAUGAAAAUGAACAAGUUUAGUGCAGAGCCACACAUUUAUCAUGACAUCAUGACAUAAUGGCUGCUCCCUCCCGGCAAAAAAAGGUUUAACUGCAACUGCUUUUUAAAGCAAAUGGCACAUCUAGUAGAAUGUCAAGUUUGAUUGUUGGGCUAAAUCUCCUCUAAAAAUAAAAACUUACCACAGUCAUAUUGUUUGGUGCUUCAUCUCCACACAGGUCCAGUGUGUAGAAUUUAAGGGGACUGUAUGAAAAAACAG
This is a messenger RNA of Solea solea (common sole), 2138 nucleotides long. RefSeq names its product P2Y purinoceptor 14. Lineage: Eukaryota; Metazoa; Chordata; Actinopteri; Pleuronectiformes; Soleidae. Gene Ontology annotation, biological process: G protein-coupled receptor signaling pathway. The transcript has 2 exons. Gene Ontology annotation, cellular component: membrane. The coding region runs from base 124 to 1161 and encodes 345 amino acids. The record is from RefSeq and is a predicted model, not a curated record. Gene Ontology annotation, molecular function: G protein-coupled purinergic nucleotide receptor activity.